AUGGCUAUACUUGUUGGCCUUCUCACCAUCUCACUGACUCUUCUCUUCUCUACCGCAACGGUCGUUCCCACCCCACAAUCAAUUGGAUCCGAUUUGUCAAUCAUCACACACAAUGACCUGUAUGGCAACCUCACAACUCGGCAUGCAGCAAGCAUUUUGCUGAGCACAUCGUUCAACUACUCUGUUGCGACCUCAAAGUGCGCUGCUUUAGGCACAAAACUGUGGGACCCCCAACGCCAUCUCGAGGACUUGACUUUCCUCCGGUACUUAGACUAUGCGAACGCCGCCUAUAAGGCUGGUGUCUACUGGGUCAGCAGCAAUUCGACGACGAACUGCACAGCAGUUACUGCGCAUGCUGAACUGGCAUAUUAUCCUUGCGAAACCUACUUACCAGUACUUUGUUUCAAUGCAGGAAACGAUCGGGAUCGUCAGGUAGCAAUAGCGACUAACAAUGCAAGAAUCAUAGGUCUUCGCGAACGAUCCUCUUCGUCUUUCCGUUUCCUCGGCAUCACAUACGCUUCGAUCCCAGCUCGUUUCGCCCACUCGACGUAUUAUCCUCCCCCACCUGGAUCCAACAUCACCGCACUCGAUUACAGCCCGCAGUGUAUACAGUCUGGAUGUGGGGUUCAAGGGACCCCGGAUUGCGCCGAAGAUUGCCUCACGCUCAAUAUAUGGACGCCGCAUCUCCCCAAUGUUGAUAAUGCAACGCGUAAGGGGAAAGCUGUUAUGGUAUGGAUACAUGGCGGAGGCUUUACAGGAGGAGCAGCUAGCGAUACUACAUUCGACGGUAGCGCCAUGGCCUCUCGGGGAGACGUUGUUCUGGUGACCAUAAACUAUCGAUUGUCUACUUUGGGUUUUCUAGCACUUAGCAACACUUCGUUAACAGGAAACUAUGGGCUUCAUGAUCAGAGCGUUGCGCUUGAUUGGCUUCGCGCGCACGUUGAGGACUUUGGAGGUGAUAAGGACAGAAUUACUGUUUUCGGGCAGAGUGCAGGAGCGGCAUCGGUUAGAGCUCUGCUUGCAUCACCACAAGCGCGAAACAAGGUCUGCGGAGCGAUUAUGAUGAGCACGCCACAAGGCGUAGAAUACGCCUCCACUUUCUCCAGGUACCUAACCAUAGAAGAAGCUACAAACCGAACCGCGGCAGCCAUCGCUGAAGUAGGGUGUACGCCAUUGAAGGGUGAAGACACAGUCGCCUGCCUACGGAAAGCAGAUCCUCUUGCCUUGGUAGGCAUUAGAAACACUUUUAGAUACCCCGUGGUCGACGGCAUAUUUUUGACGAACGCAACCCUUCCUCUCGGUCCAACAGCACCAAGAUUCAAUAUACCCAUAAUGUCUGGAAUUAUGCGUGACGAUGGAUCACCUUUCACCUCGUAUCCUACUUGGUCUAAUGUAUCUGCUGUACUAUCCUCGCAAGGCUUUCCUGCCUCGGCUAUCCUUUCUUCGAACUCGUUCCCGUUCCCUGAAGGUGCGAAUAGCACUCUACGCAUCUUCAAUCUUACGUCCCGGGUAGCCACGGAUGUGAUGUUCAGGUGUCUAGCCCAAAGCACAGCGUAUACUGCUGCAAAGAACGGGGUGUUCAAGAGUGUGUAUAGCUACGAGUUUGAUAGGGCAUAUCAGAUUGAAGACUGGAGUCCUAAUCCUCCAGCCUGUGAAGCGCCAGUCACAGAAUUGUAUCCGUUUGGUGAUCCUAAUGCGCCCUUUUACAAAUGCCAUUCCGGUGAGCUGCUUUCCGUCUUCGGCAACACUAUCCCUCAAGGGCGACCGCUGCGGGACGACGACGACAUCCCAUUCAGCCAGUUCAUUGUAGACACCUGGACGGCUUUUGCACGAACGGGUAAUCCGACGCCUGACGAAGCAUUCUUGAUGGCACGAGGUUUUACGAACACAAGCAAGAUGGUAAAGACUACGGGUAUCUGGGAACCGGUCAAUGCGGCGAAGCCAAUGCUGAAGGUGUUGGAUGUACGAGGAAGAGGUAAAAUGGAGGAAUUUAGAGAAGGAGCACAAUGCGAAGUGCUUGGACAGAGGUUGGAUUAUUACGAUUCAUAA
Alternaria alternata is the source of this 2049-nucleotide messenger RNA. RefSeq names its product alpha/beta-hydrolase. Gene Ontology annotation, molecular function: cholinesterase activity. The coding region runs from base 1 to 2049 and encodes 682 amino acids. The transcript is spliced from 3 exons. The record is from RefSeq and is a predicted model, not a curated record. NCBI's taxonomy places the organism in Eukaryota, Fungi, Ascomycota, Dothideomycetes, Pleosporales, Pleosporaceae.